GCUUCCUCUUUCCCUUUCAGUUUUCAGUUUCUCCCUGAAUGCUUCUUUGGUUCUCAGACUCCAGAUGCCAAGAAAGGGGAGUCCCUGGGCAGACUGAUCCCUGGCUCGGAUAGCUUAGGGGGAGAAUCCCAAAGGCCAUUCCUCCCCUUCCUGAGCCUCUGGGCAAGGAGGGCGGGAUCUUGGUUCCAGGGUCUCAGUACCCCCAGUGCCAUUUGAGCUGCUUGUACUCAUCAACUCUAUUAAUAACUACCCUCCCUCCCCCACUGCUAGUGCUGCCCCCACGCCUGCCCAGCUCGGGUUCUCCGGUCACAGCAGCUCAGUCCUCCAAAGCUGCUGGACCCCAGGGAGAGCUGACCACCGCCUGAGCAGCCGGCUGAGUCUGCCUCCACAAUGCCGCUCUCAGGAACCCCAGCCCCCAACAAGAAGAGGAAAUCCAGCAAGCUGAUCAUGGAACUCACUGGAGGUGGACGGGAGAGCUCAGGCCUGAACCUGGGCAAGAAGAUCAGUGUCCCAAGGGAUGUGAUGUUGGAAGAGUUGUCGCUGCUCACUAAUAGGGGCUCCAAGAUGUUCAAACUGCGGCAGAUGCGGGUAGAGAAAUUUAUUUAUGAAAAUCACCCUGAUGUCUUCUCUGACAGCUCAAUGGAUCACUUCCAGAAGUUCCUUCCCACAGUUGGGGGACAGCUGGGCACAGCUGGUCAGGGAUUCUCCUACAGCAAGGGCAGCAGUGGAGGCCAGGCAGGGGGAAGUGGCUCUGCCAGACAGUACGGCUCUGACCAGCAGCACCAUCAGGAUUCUGGAUCUGGAUCUGGAUCUGGGGGUACAGGUGGUCCUGGGGGACAGACUGGCAGAGGAGGAGCUGCUGGAACAGCAGGGGCUGGAGAGACAGGAACAGGAGACCAGACAGGUGGAGAAGGAAAACAUAUCACUGUGUUCAAGACCUAUAUUUCCCCUUGGGAGCGAGCCAUGGGGGUUGACCCUCAGCAGAAAGUGGAGCUUGGCAUCGACCUGCUGGCCUAUGGGGCCAAACCUGAACUCCCCCAAUAUAAGUCCUUCAACAGGACAGCAAUGCCUUACGGUGGAUAUGAGAAGGCCUCCAAACGCAUGACCUUCCAGAUGCCCAAGUUUGACCUGGGGCCCCUACUGAGUGAACCCCUGGUCCUCUACAACCAGGGCCUCUCCAACAGGCCUUCUUUCAAUCGAACCCCCAUUCCCUGGAUGAGCUCUGGGGAGCCAGUAGACUACCACGUGGAUAUUGGCAUCCCCUUGGAUGGAGAAACAGAAGAGCUGUGAGGUGUUUCCUCUUCUACUGUGCAUCAGUUUUCUCUUAUCAGGUUCCAAAUUGGAAAGGGAAUGCCGAGCAGGAUGCCCCUAUAUAAAUCCUUGUGGGAAUGGAGGGAAAAAAGAGGGAGAUACUUGUCUUUCUAGUCUUCACUCCAAGUCCCCGCUCCAAGCAUCCUUCCUCACCAACUUAGAGCUCCCCUUCCACUUGCUCUGUAUGGAACCUGCUCUUUUAUGGAAUUUGCUCUGCCACCGGUAACAGUCAAUAAACUUCAAGGAAAUGAA
This is a messenger RNA of Ailuropoda melanoleuca (giant panda), 1563 nucleotides long. RefSeq names its product myozenin 1 (gene MYOZ1). Bases 391 to 1290 code for a protein of 299 amino acids. The record is from RefSeq and is a predicted model, not a curated record. The transcript is spliced from 6 exons. Gene Ontology annotation, cellular component: actin cytoskeleton; Z disc. Gene Ontology annotation, molecular function: telethonin binding; actin binding; FATZ binding. Lineage: Eukaryota; Metazoa; Chordata; Mammalia; Carnivora; Ursidae.